CUUCUCCAUCUUCACUCCUCUUUUCCCUCUGUGAACCUUCUCUCUCUCUCUCUUCUUUCUUAGCAACAAACACUUUCUCUCUCUAGACACUCACAUUCAUUCUUUGCUUCACUCUUUUAAAAUCACGAGAUCCCCAUCUCUUUCCCUUUUCCUUUCCCUUCCCAUGCCUUUGUUCAGAGUAUCUAAUCCUCCUUUCAUCUCCACUCUUCUCUGCCGUCUCCAUUGACGCUAUUACCAAUAAACCUCUUUUAGAGCUCUCUUCGAUCAUUCAUUCACUUGGUUUGUUUCUUCACCGUUUUUUUUUUAAAAAUGUCACAUUCAGGUAAACCGGUUACUGAAUCUGAUAACCGUCUCCGUGAUUCAUUAACCUCCGACACCAACAAACCGGACUUUCGUGAGCUAGAUCUCGGUUCGCCGGUUUCUCCGCUUCGUACUCAGCCACGUGGACUCACGACAACCACAACCACUACAAGUAGCAGCAGCUCCAGCUCUUCCGGAUCUGUAACCGGCCGGAUUAGACAUGCUCCGGUUACCGUAAGAUCCGGUUCGGUUACUGUUAGUCAAUCCGGUUCGAGAUCGGACUCGGUUACUUCAAACUCACAACCACUCAUCUCCUCCUCCUCCUCCUCCUACUCUGCAACUUCUCCGGCGAAUGUACUCCCCACCGGCAACAUUUGUCCCUCCGGCAAGAUCCAAAUCACCGAAAUGACGCAGAGCCGGUCAAGAAGCGACGUUCUCGGAUCCGGCACGGGAACGUACGGUCACGGAAGCAUAAUGCGAGGAGGCGGAGGAGGAGGAAGCAGUGUCUCUCCGGCGAAACUCAUCUCCACCAGACAAGUACCGAGUUCGCCGGUUAUUGUCGGUACUGGAAGUAGUAGUCCGGUUAAAGCAGCAGAGGAAGUGAAGAGAGCGGGCAACGAAAUGUAUAAGAAAGGUCUGUUCAGUGAGGCUUUGAAGUUGUACGAUAAAGCUAUUGCUUUAUCACCGACAAACGCUGCUUACCGGAGCAACCGCGCCGCUGCAUUGACGGGUUUGGCUAGGAUCGGUGAAGCUGUGGAGGAGUGUGAAGAAGCUCUGAGAUUGGAUCCUAACUAUGGAAGAGCUCAUCACCGUUUGGCUCUUUUGCUUAUUAGAUUAGGACAGGUUGAUAGUGCAAGGAAGCAUCUUUGUUUUCUCGGGAAACCAUCAGAUCCUAUGGAGUUGCGGAAGCUUGAAGCAGUGGAGAGACAUAUGAGCAAAUGUGCAGAUGCGAGGAAGGUCGGUGAUUGGAAAGCUUCUUUGAUGGAAGUAGAUGCAGCUAUUGUUUCUGGAGCUGACUUUUCUCCUCAUCUAGGUAUGUGUAAAGUAGAAGCACUCUUGAAACUCCACCGGCUUGAUGAUGCACAAGCAAAGCUUCUAGAAGUCCCCAAAGCAGAGCCGUUUCCAGCAUCUCGGUUCUCUGGUAUGGCCUGUGAAGCUUAUACGUACUUUGUCAAAGCUCAGAUCGAGAUGGCUUUGGGAAGGUUCGAAAACGCAGUGAUGGCUUCCGAGAAAGCUAGCGAAAUCGAUCCGCGGAGCAACGAAGUCGCUAUGUUGCACAAUACUGUUACAUUGGUUGCUAGGGCUCGUGCUCGUGGUAACGAUCUUUAUAAAUCAGAAAGAUACACGGAAGCUAGCUCAGCUUACGCAGAAGGCCUUAGGCUCGAACCGUGCAACGCUGUUUUGUAUUGCAACCGAGCAGCUUGUUGGUUUAAGCUUAGGAUGUGGGAACGUUCGGUUGAAGAUUGUAACCAAGCGCUGCGUUUCCAACCGCGUUACACAAAGCCUCUUCUUCGGAGAGCUGCCUGUAAUAACAAGAUGGAGAGAUGGGUAGCUGCAGUGAGUGAUUACGAAGCGUUGAGAAAAGAACUACCUCAUGAUAAGGAAGUUGCUGAAUCUUUGUUCCAUGCUCAAGUGGCGUUGAAGAAAUCUAGAGGAGAAGAAGUUUUGAAUAAGGAGUUUGGUGGUGAGGUUGAAGAGGUUUAUAGUCGUGAACAGUUUAGAACCGCCAUGAAUCUACCAGGAGUUUCGGUUAUACAUUUCUUGACGGCUUCUGAUCAUCAAUGCGAGCAGAUAUCUCUGUUUAUGGACUCGUUCUGUACUCGUUAUCCUUCUAUACACUUCCUCAAGGUGGAUAUCGAUAAAUGUCCUUCGAUAGGUAAUGCAGAGAAUGUGAGGGUUGUACCGACAGUGAAGAUAUACAAGAACGGUACUCGAGUUAAGGAGAUUGUCUGUCCAAGCAAAGAAGUAUUGGAGUACUCUGUGAGGCACUAUAGCGGUUAAUACUAGCAAAAAUUCACUCUUUAACUUCUUAAGAUAUGAUUCAUUACCAGGGAACCUCAUUAGUGUAGAGUGUCAGCUCUUUAUGAUUUGUUCAUUCAUUGCCCUGUGAUCUGUCUCUGUACUCUUCUUUCCAUUCAUUUUUCUCGAGAUUGGUGAGUGGUUCCUUCUUCUAGUUUCACUUGUUUAGGUAUUUUGAGAGAUGCUACUGGUUGGAGAUUACUUUGUGUACAUAAGAGAAAAGAUUGUAUGUGACUGAAGAAAGGGGCUUUCCUGAAACGGGCAACAGAGGAAUAUUUGGAUCCUUCAUUUUUUUAAUCCUUUUAGAGUUAGAGAAAGUGAGCCAUCUUGUCAUUUUGAUUCUCAUCUUUUUCACAACAUUUUCAUCAAUAAAUUAUAUAUAAUUUUUAUUCA
This is a messenger RNA of Raphanus sativus (radish), 2712 nucleotides long. RefSeq names its product TPR repeat-containing thioredoxin TTL1. The transcript has 5 exons. NCBI's taxonomy places the organism in Eukaryota, Viridiplantae, Streptophyta, Magnoliopsida, Brassicales, Brassicaceae. The coding region runs from base 310 to 2301 and encodes 663 amino acids. Gene Ontology annotation, molecular function: protein binding. Gene Ontology annotation, cellular component: cytoplasm. The record is from RefSeq and is a predicted model, not a curated record.